AUGACUGCCCUAGCAUCAGCCCUUUUCGAACGAUCGACUGACGCGAAUUCCCCUCAGACUCUGGACCGCGUGUGGUCUGGUGUUAAGCAGAGCGGCAGUGGCUUCACCUCGGUGACUGGCACAUUCACCGUCCCAAAGGGAGGCAAAAGCUUUGGGCCUUCUAUCUGGGUCGGAAUCGACGGUUCCACAGAGUGCCCUGGGGGCGGCCUACUGCAGACGGGCGUCAGGCUUACCGGUAACGGUACAGCGUUUGGCUGGUUCGAAUGGGUUCCCCUGAGCGCGCCUGUGUUCGAGGGCUUCGCAGUCAGCGAGGGCGACGAUGUGAGAAUGACCGUCCACGCCUACGGGCCUUUCAACGGCUCGGCUAUCCUGGAGAAUCUCAGCACUGGGCAGACGGUGUCGCAUACUUUGACCAGCGCCGACGCCCCGCCAGAUGCACCGCUGUGUCAAAAGAGUGUCGAGUGGAUCGUCGAGGACUACAACAAUUCUGGAGGCAAUGACACCGGCAUCGUGGCGUCUCCCGACUACGGCACCAUUACUAUCCGCAAUGCGUCCGCGCAGGGAUCGGCGGGCACAAUCACUCCGGAGGGGGGUGAACUGAUA
Messenger RNA from Trichoderma reesei QM6a, 603 nucleotides. RefSeq lists its product as uncharacterized. The annotation marks the transcript as partial. The transcript has a single exon. Gene Ontology annotation, molecular function: glutamic-type endopeptidase activity. Gene Ontology annotation, biological process: proteolysis. NCBI's taxonomy places the organism in Eukaryota, Fungi, Ascomycota, Sordariomycetes, Hypocreales, Hypocreaceae. The record is from RefSeq and is a predicted model, not a curated record.